Messenger RNA from Necator americanus (New World hookworm), 300 nucleotides. RefSeq lists its product as uncharacterized. Gene Ontology annotation, biological process: calcium import into the mitochondrion; mitochondrial calcium ion homeostasis. The transcript has 4 exons. The record is from RefSeq and is a predicted model, not a curated record. Gene Ontology annotation, cellular component: uniplex complex; mitochondrial inner membrane. Bases 1 to 300 code for a protein of 99 amino acids. NCBI's taxonomy places the organism in Eukaryota, Metazoa, Nematoda, Chromadorea, Rhabditida, Ancylostomatidae.
AUGGAUCGUCUACGAUCCAAAAAUAUAUUAGCAUCGUGUAUGAACAUCCAGGCAGCUGCUAGAGGGAUUUUACGACUGGUCCUCCAGAACUUUGACCAAGCUGCUGCAUCUGGCGGGUACGUUGGACCUACCGUAAAAGGAGUUGGUUUAAGACCAGUGCAGAAUCGAGGGGUAUUGUUGAGGUUAUGCCUCGUAGCCGUCUCGUCGCUGUACUUUGGUGGUUUUAUCGCCCAUAAAGGAGCGUCGUACCUGGAAGAGAACGAGAUCUUCGUUCCAGCUGACGAUGACGAUGAUGAUUAG